Molecule: messenger RNA, 2385 nt
Organism: Rodentolepis nana
Lineage: Eukaryota; Metazoa; Platyhelminthes; Cestoda; Cyclophyllidea; Hymenolepididae
Source: the annotation of a GenBank genome assembly
UACAAACAGAAGGGCAGAGCAGCUGAGGCAGCCCUCAACGUUUACUACUAUCUGACCUACGAGGGAGCAGUUGAUCUUGACGUUGUUACAGAUCCAAUGGAAAGAGCCUCUAUAGAGGCCAUGAUCAAAAAUUUUGGACAAACUCCUUGCCAACUGCUGAAUACUCCUCAUAUGGCAAGGAUCAGUUACUCCGAUUGGGUUUACGAAACUAUGAUCCGACGCCAGUUACCACUCCUGAAUGCCGCUAUCAUCUACAUGAAGACAAAUAUUGAAUCGAAUUCUCGUAGCUGCUCCCCUGAUCGAGGUGAAGGGGAUGCUGGUCCUCCUCGCAAGCUUUCCGUGCGUUUGUCGCGUCGUCGAACCAGAUCUACUUUUACUGGUGAUGAUGAUCUACCUUUCGAAUUGAAUCAGCAUACAAUUGAGGUAUACUUCUCCUAUCACCCAGCACCACGAAGCAAGCACUAUACGCAUCCACCUGCCUUCUGUGCAGUGAGCCCUCAUCAGUUUGUGCAGUUGCGGGAUUUGAAUAUCGAAAUUCCCACCGAACGAACCGCAGGAACAGGCAGCGUAAAGGAAAAACGCGCAUCAAUUUACGAUGGAGUCCUUCUCGAUAAGUCUGCUCGUUCUCGUUUUGUCUCCAAUUUGAAGUUCAUAAUGCCUGCGGCCUCGUCGGCUGCGUCUAUCGGUGCCUCGGCUGGGAGCAACAUCAGCAAUAAUAAUAAUAUUACAGCAACGACUAGCAACCAUCUGACACAUCAAGUGGUGACGGUGGACACCGCUGGAUGGGUUCGACAACAUAUUCUCAUUCCCUUGGCUCAAAAUGAGCCAGGAGCUCUUUCAGAGACGGAACUGUUGAUGCAAAUGCGUGGUUUCCAGAAGAGCCCCUUCAGGGAUGAAGAAGAUGGUGGUUUUGCCAUACCUCAAAUCAGUGUUCCAUCAAUCGAACCUGAGCCAAUUAGUCCAGCACACCUUGAACAAGAGGCUCUUAAAUACACACCUACCAGUACACGUCAACGAUCAUUGGGUCCACUUUUGUAUCCACCCCGUGAACUUACAACAAAAGUGGCCAAAUUGAAGCCCACUUCUCCCUCAGCUCAAGUGCAUGCUAUUUCCACGAACGGUUGCCAUCUUUACUCUGCAGGUCGUUGGGACAACCGAAUCGCUGUCUAUAACACCCAGACAAGUCGUCUAGACACUCUUGUAACCACCCCUCACACUGACAUUAUCACCGCCAUAGCUGUAGACCCAGGCUGUUAUCGAAAAUCAGCCCAACAUGGGUCCGCAUCCCAAUAUCUCAUUACUGGCAGUCGUGAUGGCACUGUCUGUGUCUGGAAUUUCACUCUUUUCUCUGGUAGAAUGACAAAACAGGUCCGUGCUGACCGCACUUUCAUAGAAAUCUUCGAGGCGACUAAGAAACUGGAAACAGAGAGUAGUAAAAGUGCUUUAGCAAACAACGGCUUCGGUAGUAGUUCUAUCAAAUCGAACCAAACUGAUGGCUAUCCAACCGACAUGCAAGAAGAGAUUGUAGCAUGCCUUCAACCUGGAAUGCCCUUUGAUGAUAGCACACUAAACUUUGGCUGUGGAUGUAAGGUGGCCGAUGCGCACACUUCAGGAGGGCGUAAAACUGCAAUGUCGAAUUCGAAUUUCAUGUCUGUUCCUCCGACUGAAGUAGCUAAAGUUAUUAGAUUCUUUCCUGCAGAUGAAAGCGGACGACCGAUAAGUAAUGUCGCCCUCUAUCUAGCUCUAGACAUAGCAAUUUGCGCCUCUAAGGGUUCGAAUAUCCUCAAAAUGUACGCUGUGAAACGAGGGGUUUGGACUCGGCAAGUUGCCCUACCUGACACUGCAAACAUCGAGCAUCUCCUUAUCCACUCUAUCUCUUCCUCAUUCCUUGUCCAAUGGACUAUUAAAGGAGACAGAGGUCGUCAAUUGCGUCUCUCAAGAUUUAAUAUGAAUGGAAGGUGCGUAGCUGAAUCGCCAGUAUUCCAGGAAUACAAAAUUCCUCCUCCAUCGCCCUCAGCUAAUACGCAAGUAACUCAAAUGCUGAUAGAAACUCUUUCUCCUUCUGCCAAUUCAAGAGCAGUUGUCAACCAUAUUCUCCUCUUAUCAACUACAUCGGGUCAUCUAAUUAUGCGAGAAGUGGAGUCCUUAACCCAAUUGCGUGUUUUUUCUAUCGGUGCGCCAAUAGUUCAUAUGAGUAUGACCUUGGGUGUAUACGGUGGCGGGGUCAAUCUGAUUCUCUCACUGGCCAAUAGCGCCUUUGUUAUCGCUUACCCCGGUCUUACGGCACCUCUCAAUACUCUUACCUCUAUUUCAUAUGCGUCAGCUGGACGUUCUAAUGUCACUGCCACAUCAAAUGAAUCUAGAAGUCGAAAAAGCAAUAAUUGA